ACCAUGCACAAAACUACCCUUUCUUAAUCAACCACUGCUACUCAUUCUCCUCAAAUGGCUUCAUUUAAUACCUCAUCCUUGUCCUUGAAGAGAUCAGAUUCAAUCACAGAUAGCAUGCCAGAUGCCUUGAAGCAAAGCAGGUUUCAUAUGAAGAAAUGCUUUGGCAGGUUUGUUGCAAGUGGGAAGAGGUUAAUGAAACAAUAUCAUGUGAUGGAUGAUUUGGAGAAAUCAGUUGAAGACAAAGCUGAGAGGAAAAAACUUUUAGAUGGCAUGUUGGGUUACAUCUUCAGUUGCACUCAGGAAGCUGCUGUUGUUCCACCGUAUGUUGCUUUUGCAGUUAGGCCUAAUCCUGGUUUCUGGGAAUAUGUUAAAGUGAAUGCUGAUGAUUUGCAAGUGGAAGGUAUUGAUGCAGUGGAAUACUUGAAGUACAAGGAACUGAUAUUUGAUGAGAAAUGGGCAAAUGAUGAAAACUCUUUGGAGUUAGAUUUUGGAGCUAUUGAUUUCACCACCCCUCGCAUGGUUCUUUCUUCUUCUAUAGGUAGUGGACUGAACUUUACCACCAAGAUCUUGACAUCAAGGUUGAGUGAAGGCUCCCCAAGCGUAAAUCCUUUGCUGGAAUACUUAUUGAGCCUUAACUAUCAAGGAGAGAAUCUUAUGAUCAAUGACACUUUGAAUACCAUGCCAAAGCUUCAGCAAGCGCUGAAGGUGGCUGAAGCCUAUGUAUCUGCACUUCACAAAGAUACACCAUACCACAAAUUUGAAGACAGAUUCAAGGAAUGGGGAUUUGAUAAAGGUUGGGGCAACACUGCAGGAAGGGUUAAAGAGACAAUGAAAUUACUUUCAGAGGUACUAGAAUCUGCAGAUCCGGUGAAAUUGGAAUCACUUUUCAGCAGGCUUCCAAACAUGUUCAACAUAGUUAUCCUCUCUAUUCAUGGAUACUUUGGCCAAGCAGAUGUCCUUGGAUUGCCAGACACAGGAGGCCAGGUGGUAUACAUUCUUGAUCAAGUGAGGGCCUUAGAGGAGGAGCUACUUCAUAAGAUUGAGCUGCAAGGCCUUGAUGUGAAGCCUCAGAUUCUAGUGGUAACUCGUCUUAUACCAGAUGCCAAAGGAACCACAUGCAACCAAGAACUGGAACCUGUCACACACACUAAGCACUCCAACAUUCUCAGGGUCCCUUUCUAUACAGAAAAGGGAAUGCUUCGUCAAUGGGUCUCCCGUUUUGAUAUCUACCCUUAUUUAGAAAGAUUUGCUCAGGAUGCUACUGCCAAGAUUCUCGACCUCAUGGAAGACAAGCCUGACCUCAUAAUUGGAAAUUACACAGACGGAAACUUGGUGUCAUCCUUAAUGGCCUCGAAACUUGGAGUGACUCAGGCAACCAUUGCUCAUGCUUUGGAGAUGACCAAAUAUGAAGACUCAGAUGCCAAAUGGAAGGUGCUUGAUGAUAAGUACCACUUCUCAUGUCAGUUCUCAGCUGACAUAAUCGCAAUGAAUUCAGCUGAUUUCAUUAUAACUAGCACAUACCAAGAGAUAGCUGGAAGCAAGCAGAAGCCAGGACAAUAUGAAACACACACUGCAUUCACCAUGCCUGGACUUUGUCGAGCAGUCUCCGGCAUCAAUGUGUUUGAUCCAAAGUUCAACAUUGCUGCACCUGGAGCUGAUCAAUCUGUCUACUUCCCUCCCACAGAGAAGGACCAGCGGCUGACUUCAUUUCAUCCAGCUAUUCAAGAACUACUUUACAGUAAGGUUGACAGUGAAGAACACAUAGGAUUUUUGGAAGACAUGAAGAAGCCAAUCAUAUUCUCCAUGGCCAGGCUUGACAAAGUGAAGAACCUUAGUGGCCUAGUUGAGUGGUAUGCAAGAAACAAGAGGCUCAGAAGCUUGGUGAACCUUGUGGUUGUUGGAGGAUUCUUCGAUCCUGCCAAAUCCAAAGACAGAGAAGAAACUGAGGAAAUCAAGAAGAUUCAUCUGCUAAUGAAGGAGUACAAUCUCAAGGGGCAAUUCAGAUGGAUUGCAGCUCAAACUGACCGCUACCGCAAUGGUGAGUUGUACCGGUGCAUUGCAGAUACAAAGGGAGCCUUUGUGCAACCGGCAUUGUAUGAGGCUUUUGGUCGACGUCAUUGAGGCAAUGAACUUUGGAUUCUACCAACUUUUGCAACAAAUCAAGGUGGACCUGCAGAAAUUAUUGUUGAUGGGGUCUCAGGUUUUCACAUUAGUCCUUAUAAUGGAGAGGAGUCAAGUGAUAAAAUUGCUGAUUUCUUUGAAAGGUGCAACACUGAUUCUGAGCACUGGAACAGAAUGUCAAAAGCUGGUCUUCAGCGCAUCAAUGAAUGCUAUACAGGAAGAUAUAUGCAAACAAGGUCUUGAACAUGGGAUCAAUUUAUGGCUUCUGGAGAAGGUUGAACAAGGAGCAAAAGUUGGCAAAGGAAAGCAUACAUCCACAUGUUUCUAUAAUCUUCAAUUCAGAACUAUGGUAAAUAUAUUG
Molecule: messenger RNA, 2482 nt
Organism: Vigna umbellata (rice bean)
Lineage: Eukaryota; Viridiplantae; Streptophyta; Magnoliopsida; Fabales; Fabaceae
Source: RefSeq, a predicted model, not a curated record